Trichoderma gamsii is the source of this 1491-nucleotide messenger RNA. Its product is annotated as aldehyde dehydrogenase (NAD+). The transcript has 5 exons. Lineage: Eukaryota; Fungi; Ascomycota; Sordariomycetes; Hypocreales; Hypocreaceae. The record is from RefSeq and is a predicted model, not a curated record. Gene Ontology annotation, molecular function: aldehyde dehydrogenase (NAD+) activity. The coding region runs from base 1 to 1491 and encodes 496 amino acids.
AUGACUGCCUCCGUGAAGAUUUCUUUGCCCAAUGGGCUCAACUACGACCAACCCACUGGCCUUUUCAUUGACAACAAGUUCGUCGCCGGCAAUGGCGAAAAGUUUACCGUUUAUAACCCAGCAACUGAAGAAGAAAUCAUCACUCUGCAAGGCGCGUCAGAGGCCGACAUAGAUAAAGCUGUUGCCGCUGCUCGCCGCGCUUUCGAGGGAGAAUGGUCGGAGCUUGAAACGAAAGAUCGCGGCGCCCUCAUCUAUAAACUUGCCGAAUUGAUUGAGAGAGAUAGAAAGCUACUGGCAAGCAUUGAUUCCUUCGAUAACGGCAAGUCUUUCGCCGACGCAUAUGGACUGGACCUGCUUGAGAGCUACAAUGUUUUCCGAUACUACGCCGGCACCGCCGACAAGAUCAUGGGCAAGACGAUCGAGACGGGGCCCAAGAAGCUGGCUUAUGUGUUACAAGAGCCUCUCGGAGUCUGUGGCCAGAUUAUCCCUUGGAAUUAUCCCUUCAUGAUGCUCGCAUGGAAGAUUGCGCCGGCUCUAGCAUGCGGAAAUACUGUAGUGCUGAAACCUGCAGAACAAACACCUCUCUCAGCUCUAUACUUUGGCAACCUCGUCGCCGAAGCUGGCUUCCCCCCUGGUGUCGUUAACAUUGUCCCCGGCCUUGGAGGUGUAGCCGGCAAAGCUCUCGCGAGCCACAUGGACGUUGACAAGAUUGCCUUCACUGGAAGCACCGCCACCGGAAAGGCGAUUAUGAAGUCGGCCGCAAGUAAUUUGAAAAACAUUACUCUAGAAUGCGGCGGCAAGAGUCCUUGUAUUAUUUUCGAUGAUGCAGAUCUCGAUCAGGCCGUGAAAUGGAGUCAUGGCGGUAUCAUGGACAACAUGGGUCAAGUGUGCACAUCAACAUCUCGAAUCUGCGUACAAGAUACCAUCUACGACAAGUUCCUCGAAAAGUUUACCGAGAGAACCAAGGAGCUCGCAUCAAAGAUUGGCGAUCCUUUCCACGAAGACACUUACCAAGGCCCUCAAGUAUCCAAAGCGCAAUUCGACAGAGUUUUGGGCUACAUCGAGGAGGGCAAGAAGUCUGGCGCCCGACUACUCCAUGGCGGUGCUAAGCACGGCGACAAGGGCUACUUUAUCCAGCCCACCAUUUUUGCAGACACUACGGAAGACAUGAAAAUCGUCAAAGAGGAGAUCUUUGGCCCCGUCGUUGCCAUUUCCAAGUUCAGCACCGAAGCAGAAGCCAUCGCCAAGGCAAAUGACACCUCAUACGGAUUGGCCGCCGCAGUUUUCACGCAAAGGGUGGCUAGAGCACACAAAGUUGCUCGCAAGCUUCAAGCCGGCAUGGUUUUCAUAAACUCGUCUGGCGAUUCACAUUUUGGCAUUCCGUUCGGCGGCUACAAGUCGUCCGGCAUCGGUAGAGAGCUUGGCCAGUACGCCCUGGAUGCCUAUACGCAAUCCAAGACAGUCCAUGUAAAUCUGGGCACCGAGCUGUAA